Messenger RNA from Pseudogymnoascus verrucosus, 3560 nucleotides. RefSeq lists its product as uncharacterized. The record is from RefSeq and is a predicted model, not a curated record. Gene Ontology annotation, biological process: NAD+ metabolic process; NADP+ biosynthetic process. The transcript has 5 exons. NCBI's taxonomy places the organism in Eukaryota, Fungi, Ascomycota, Leotiomycetes, Thelebolales, Thelebolaceae. Gene Ontology annotation, molecular function: NAD+ kinase activity. The coding region runs from base 1688 to 3484 and encodes 598 amino acids.
CGCGCUAUUGCCUGUGGUGGCUUGUGAUGAGCGAGAGGAAUGUGUGAGCGCCAGAGCCAACGCCAGCACCAGCGCCAGCGCCAGCAGGCUUAGGACCAAGGAUAUUAUAACAUGCAAGGAGAUGCAACGAUGCAUGCAUGCAUUACUCCGUAUAAUACGUUCCCCACUGCUCGUGCAACCCACCUUUGGCCCUUUGCUUGCUUGACGCUCUCGAACUUAGCCUCUUUGUUGGACCAGGACCAGGACCAGCACACACCCUGGUAUCUGUAGGUUGUAGGGCUUCCGCACAGGUUGUUCCAGAAUGAGCGAGUAAAUUGUCCCUUUUGUCAUUUCUGGGGCUGGGCUUGACUGGGGAUGGAGGCAAUACACGUGACUGGUCCCUCGGAACUAUCACGGCUGCCUCAAUGGGGAGCGAGGGGUAGUGCAAGGUCGUGCAGAGGCGCAGAUGUGCAGAAGGAAUGGACAACACCCUUGCUUGCUGCUGCUUGUGUGGUGCUGGGCAUGAAACGUCCAUCGUAAAUAUCGCAGGAGUUAUUAUUACACCUCACUCCUCCCUUCCUGUACACCGCCGGUCGCUAGGUUGCUGAAGGAAGAACCGACGCCAGGCCGUGCCGUCCGUCUCUCCAUUCAUGCGAUCGCUGUUCGUUGUUUGACACUAUGAUGCUGUACAGUCACUUAACUUACCGCUGUUCGUACUUGUAGUACUAUACAGGUCAGACAGGAGAGGAGAGUAGCAGUACAGGGCGAGUAUCGCGGUCCUUCCUUCCGCCCUCCCUCCUCCCUCCUUUCACCCUCGUACCGGGCAAUACGGCCAAGAGGGUAAGACUGUACUCAUAUAAAAAUGUGCUCAUUUGCAUUUAUGAUGGUGUGAAGCCACGACGGAGGAGGUAGGGAAGGAAGGGCCCCUGAUCCAACCCGAUCAUGAGCAGCAGGCUCAGAAAGCUGCGUGUCACCUCGGCGCUCAUCACCGCUUCCCUCGUCCCUCCCUUGUAAUAUUCGAUGUGCAAUGUGCAAUGUGCAUCACCCGUCCAGACCAGCCAGACAAAAGACCGGCAGUUUCGUGUUUGGCUUGUGCGAGUCAGCGACAGAGAGACUGGACGAGGCUUUUCUUGGUAUUGCCUAUAGUACGCGUCGUCUGGUUCUGGUUCUCGUAUUUGACGAUCGACCGGUCUCGGAAGCGGAAGACAAAGGGAACAGAAAGGGUGUCUUCGUUGUGAACUGCCGCAUUUGUCCAACAACUGACGUGGUUGUGGCUUUGGUUGCUUCUUGUGUGGCUUUGGCGUGGCUUUAUCGCUAUGGCGGGGUCGUUUGUCGUUUAUCGGGAGGGGAGCUCUCCGGUUCUCAGCCUCGCGGGUUGUGGCCUCGCUAUUGGCUAGUGGCUUGGGACACCUCGAAUGCCACUCGACGAUCUGAUAUUGAAUCUUGAAGCUUCAAGAUCUGGGAGUAUGUGAGUGAGCUUCAAGAAUGCCCAUUCCUGCUUCCGUUACUCCUCCCUGACCAACCGGACUCGCUAAGAUGAAAGCGUGGGAUAUCAGUGCAAGGCUUUCCCUUCAGUGCCGGGUGCUGCGUCAUCAAAGCGCAACAUAUAUAUCAGCAAUUAUACGAGCAAAAACGAGCUGAACGAGCAACUGCCCUCGAAUCCCCAAUUGUCCCAUUACAGGAUGUGCGCGUGCUGCCCGUAGCCAUCAUGUCAAACGCUAAGAUCCCUCAUCGCGAUGCCCGAGGGCGAGCCAAGGAUGCCGGGCAUUUACAUCCAGCGCACAGCGAGGAGUUCCACUACUCCAGUGAUGACGACUCCCAGCACCCACUUGAGGUAGUCUUCAAUGGAGAGAACAUGCACCGCCGCAAAUCCUCCCUCGUCGCCAGCGACCCCCAACUCUACAGGCGCACCGCCUGCUUCGUGCACGCCCUCCUCGACGACCAACACGACGAUGAGCACCACCACAACAGACAUCUGGACGGCAUUGCUGAAACCACGCCUCCCAAUCAGCCACAUGAGCCCAAACAGGAGGGCGACGAGGAGGUAGUCGAGCCCAAGCUUGUUCCCCCUCAAGUCGAACUACACGAGCCAAGUCCGACACCUCCGACUGCCUCGCCGCCGCCAGGGACGCAAACCCCCGGCCAGCCGGACGAGCAGCUCUGGAAGACGACGCAAUCACGGCCUUCUGUAUGCGAGAACAUAGCAGUAGAUGCGAAAAGGGCAGAUACCAAAGCGGUAGAUGUGUCGGCGGAUGCGGUGUCGCAUUCGCGGUUAUUGACGAAGAAGCAGUUGAGUGAUAUGGCGUGGGGCGUGCGAGAGCUGAGUAAGAGGCUUGGGAGCGUGAAUCUCAAGCUUAAGGUGAAGAAUGUGUUUAUUCUUACGAAGGCGCAUGAUGAGUCGUUGGUUGGGAAUACGAGGGAGGUAGCGAAGUGGUUGUUGAGUAAGGAUAGGGGGGUCGAGUAUGUAGUGUAUGUUGAGGAUCUUUUGAAGGGGAAUAAGAAUUUUGGGGCGGAUACACUGGGAGAGGAGCUGAAUGAGGCGGAUGGAAAGACGGCACCAAAGCCGAGCCGGUUGAGGUACUGGACUGAAGAGAUGUGUCGGUCGAGGCCGCAGACGUUCGACUUCAUCGUCACGCUUGGAGGGGACGGUACAGUCUUAUACGCGAGCUGGCUGUUCCAGCGCAUCGUCCCGCCGGUCCUGAGUUUUGCACUCGGCAGCUUAGGGUUCCUGACGAAGUUUGACUUCGAUGAUUUCCAGGGGACGCUGACUACGGCAUUCAGAGAUGGCAUCAAAGUGUCGCUCCGGCUACGGUUCGAGGUCACAGUCAUGAGAUGCCAGAAGCGGAAGAAGAGGUUAAUUCAACAUGAUGGCGACGACACGACCGAAGUCGUAGCUGCAGACGAGGAUUGGGAUGAGGAUUUAUCCCAUCGCGACCUCGUAGAGGAGUUAGUUGGCGAGGAGAAGGAUGAUGAGAGGACACACAGACCAGAUGGUACCUACGAGAUCCUCAACGACAUCGUCGUCGACCGCGGUCCCAACCCAACCAUGUCCUCCGUCGAGCUCUUCGGCGACGACGAGCACCUAACCUCCAUCCAAGCCGACGGCGUCUGCGUCGCGACCCCCACCGGCAGCACAGCCUACAACCUCGCCGCCGGCGGUUCCCUCUGCCACCCCGAAAACCCCGUCAUCCUCCUCACCGCCAUCUGCGCGCACACGCUCUCCUUCCGGCCCAUUAUCCUCCCAGACACGAUCGUGCUGCGCGUCGGUGUGCCGUUUGAUGCGCGGACGACGAGCUGGGCGAGCUUUGAUGGCAGAGAGAGGGUGGAGCUGAGGGCGGGGGAUUAUGUGACGGUUAGUGCGAGUCGGUAUCCGUUUGCGAAUGUGAUGCCCAGUGGAAGGAGGAGCGAGGAUUGGAUUAAUAGUAUUAGGGCGAAGUUGGGGUGGAAUACGAGGACGAGGCAGAAGGCGUUUGAUAAGAAACCUUCCUCACUUGAUAAGAAGUGAGGAUGGAGACUUGGGGGGUGGGUAUAUAUGGGGGAUAUGGAAAAUAUUGGGGGGUGGUUUGUGUUGAAGCGCUUUG